AUGUCCAACCCCUUCCUGAAGCAAGUCUUCAACAAGGAUAAGACAUUCCGGCCCAAGCGCAAGUUUGAGCCGGGCACGCAGCGCUUUGAGCUGCACAAGCGGGCGCAGGCGUCGCUGAACGCGGGCCUGGACCUGCGGCUGGCGGUGCAGCUGCCGCCAGGGGAAGACCUGCACGACUGGGUGGCUGUGCACGUGGUGGACUUCUUCAACCGCGUCAACCUCAUCUACGGCACCGUCAGCGACGGCUGCACCGAGCAGUCCUGCCCUGUCAUGUCAGGCGGCCCCAAGUAUGAGUACCGCUGGCAGGAUGAGCGUGAGUUCCGCAAGCCCACUGCACUGCCCGCCCCCAAGUACAUGGACCUGCUGAUGGACUGGAUCGAGGUGCAGAUCAACAACGAGGACCUCUUCCCCACCAACGUCGGCACGCCGUUCCCCAAGAACUUCCUGCCAGUGGUGAAAAAGAUCCUGUCGCGGCUGUUCCGCGUGUUUGUGCACGUCUACAUCCACCACUUUGACCGCAUCGCUCAGAUGGGCUCCGAGGCGCACGUCAACACCUGCUACAAACACUUCUACUACUUUGUCCGGGAGUUCGGCCUCAUUGACACCAAGGAGCUGGAGCCGCUGAAGGAGAUGACCGCACGAAUGUGUCACUGA
Orycteropus afer afer is the source of this 654-nucleotide messenger RNA. RefSeq names its product MOB kinase activator 3A (gene MOB3A). NCBI's taxonomy places the organism in Eukaryota, Metazoa, Chordata, Mammalia, Tubulidentata, Orycteropodidae. Gene Ontology annotation, biological process: signal transduction; positive regulation of protein phosphorylation. Gene Ontology annotation, cellular component: nucleus; cytoplasm. Gene Ontology annotation, molecular function: protein kinase activator activity. The record is from RefSeq and is a predicted model, not a curated record. The transcript has 3 exons. The coding region runs from base 1 to 654 and encodes 217 amino acids.